Boeremia exigua is the source of this 2802-nucleotide messenger RNA. RefSeq names its product heterokaryon incompatibility protein-domain-containing protein. Lineage: Eukaryota; Fungi; Ascomycota; Dothideomycetes; Pleosporales; Didymellaceae. Bases 104 to 2629 code for a protein of 841 amino acids. The transcript has 3 exons. The record is from RefSeq and is a predicted model, not a curated record.
CGCGUAGAAAGAUCUCACGGCCGGCGGGAUUAUCAGAAUUAUCACCUAGCCACCGUCGAAGAGCCCCGCUGCCAACGUCCCAGGCUGACGGCCGUUCAUCUUAAUGGUCGACUUAUCGCCAUCGAGUUACGUCUCGGACUACGAGUUGAAUACUAGCACGGAGCCGAAUUUCAGACUGCCGGUUGAGUCGUCAAAGGCGCGGCUACGCUGCGCAGCGGGACGGUGUAGACUACCGGUUCCCUGCAGGCUGCCAAAACCUUCGAGGAGAACGGCGGCUUCGGGAUUUCGUUGGGAUCAUCGGCGUUCAGCGCGCGGGGGUUCUGAACGCAUACUCGAUGGCGAACAGACCCGCGUGGAUGCUGUCACGGAAUUGAGCUUGAUUCGCUCGACAUCAAACACCUAUUCGUUACCAAGUACGGAUGCUAUCGAAGAUGAAUCAAUUGGACCAUCGAAUUCCACCGAUAUAGAAUCGGAAUCUGAAUGGGAUAUGACCAGUAUCAAUCAUAGUGCUCAAGAUACAGCUUGCAGUCCAAGCGCAGACGAGGACCUAGCACAUACAAGACCUAAGUCCCUGGUUCACCCUCGGAUAGAUAUGAGGCACGAUGUUUGCCGCUUGUACCACACCGUUUUUACCACCAGACGGGGAGUAGGGCAAACCACCCAUGUGAUUACAGUCGACAAGCUUCGAUCAGAGGCACAAGCAGGUCGUCAGUGUUGCAGUCUGAUCCUAGAUGCCAUAUCAACCUGGCUCCGGUACUCGGGGUUUUCUAUGGCAUCUGGAGAUUGGACUUUGUCGAACACAGCUGAAGUUCGUAUAUCGAAUUAUUAUUCACGACAGAUUGGAGGAAAACGGAUUCAGAAACGUCUCUUGAGUCCCAAGAUAACAUUUCUGAACUGGAAUUCUCCUGGCACAGCGGCCCAGGAUCACACAUGUCUCUUCAUUUUCCAGCCACACGGAGCAAUCCCUCUGGCUUCGGAUAUCUCAUCACGCUAUCCUUUUCCGUAUCGAUAUUUGCCAUCAGGGGACACUUCGUCUCAACAAGCCUUUUCGUGUCUCAAAAGAUGGAUUGACACAUGCACGCAAUCUCACGAACGCUGCAAUCGGAUCCCUGCCCAGAAGUAUGUACCCAAGCGGCUACUCGAGAUCAAGACUGGCAAAGUCUAUUUACGAGAGCAGUUGGCACCUGGAACACAGUACGCGUGUUUGAGUCAUUGUUGGGGCCCACAUGGGGUCUCAUCAAAGCUGACAAGGGAUUCGUUGCCUGCUUAUCAGCAGGGGCUUGAGUAUUCCCAGCUGCCAAAGACUUUCCGCGACGCGGUACAGGUGUGCUUACGACUAGAUAUCUCUCAUCUCUGGAUCGAUGCUCUAUGUAUCUUGCAAGACAGCAGUGAAGACUGGGCCGAAGCUGCGGCUACUAUGGGCAAUAUCUACGAGAAUGCGUUCAUCACCAUUGCUGCAACAGCAUCCUUAGACAGCAACGAUGGCCUAUUCUCUGAUCCCAACAGUCCUUUUCGGUCAAGAAAAUUGGAGCAUUCGACACUACAUGUAGCUCAGUACAGACAACAAGACCGUUACACUCAGAACGGUGUGAUUCGUAACAACUUUGGGAAUUGGCCACUUUUAGAUCGCGCCUGGGUCUAUCAAGAACGGAGUCUAUCGACCAGAUUUGUCCACUUCACUACUACCCAGCUGAUGUGGGAAUGCCAUUCAAUGUUCAAGUCCGAGUCUGGAGAUGUAGACAAAGAUUGGACACAGGACUGCCGCGAUUGGAGCCACGAUUGGACCACACCAUCUCAGGCGCCUUUCAAGUUUCAUAUCAAAGACAGCGUGGAUGAAUGGCAAACCAUUGUCGAAGACUACACUCUCCUUCAGUUGACAUUCUUCGACGACCGCCUGCCUGCACUUGCUGCUGUCGUGGAACGCAUCAUGCGCGUGCGCCCAGACGACGUCUACAUCGCGGGACUGUGGAGGAGUUCCUUACUGAAGGACAUGAUGUGGUCAGUCUUGAACUUUAGAGAUGUCCCGAGACCACUCUCCAAAGCACCAACAUGGUCAUGGGCGUCGGUGGAAGGAAAUAUCCGCUACGACACCAAGACGAUGGUUUUCUUGACACGCAUAGUCGACAUAAUUUACAAAACACUGGGGCCCUCACAAAUUGGAAGUGCUUCCAAAGCCGCAAUACUGCUCGAAAGCCGGUUCUCUACCCAUACUAUUAAUUCAUAUUUGCCCCCGGAUAGCAGAUUAGAGCACUAUCUGGAACCCAAAGAACCCUGCUCUAAGGCAACUAUACCGAGCAUCGAAUGGGGCGUAGACGGAAGUAUGAUAGCAGACUAUGAUUUUGCCACUGGGACACGGCCAGUCAAAGACGGUGAUACGGUUUAUGUCGCUUGGAUGGGCUGGGAAAGAUUCCAGGGAGAUUACAUCGGGGAAGAUAAAUUCGAAUUGCGAGGCCUUGUGCUACGUUCAGUUUCGCAGAAUGAAUACGAACGCAUAGGACUGUGUUACAGGAACAUGUACGAAAUGCAGUGGCCGGUCUUUCGACGACUUAAGGGCCGAGAUAACUUUGAGUGGAGAUGUGUAAGACAUCUCAUUGCUUCUUUGCCUGUACGCACAUUCAAGAUAGUAUAGGUGAUUAUACGCAUAAGAUAUUACACGGCAUCGAUCCUCAGCGUGCGAGCCACUUAAUCGCGUCUGGUCAAAUUAGACAAACAUUGAGGAAUGUUGCUCUCUUGAGUUAUGGCAUUCCUGUCCGUGUCUAGGAAGUAACACAGGAAAAGGAUGAUCGAUCAGCCGUUUUGCCC